AUUGAAUCUGGAGAAUGGGUUGUGGAACACAAACUUCGUACUGUUGGGGCUUUGUGGGCAAGUGGAAUUGUGGGCUCUAUGGCGUAUAAUUGGUCUCAACCCAAUAUGAAAACCAGCGUCAAGAUCAUUCAUGCAAGGUUGCAUGCACAAGCACUUACUCUUGCUGCGCUAGCUGGGGCUGCCAUAGUCGAGUAUUAUGACCACAAGACGGGAGCGAAAGCUGAACGAGUAGCAAAGUUUCUGGACCUGAAUGAACACCGACAGAGGGAAUAAACGUCAUCUUUCGAGCUUUAAGCUUCACAAAUUGUCCUACAGAAGAAUUGAACAUUAUUUUUUUUGUUUUGGGACGAAACGAACGAAGUCGCUCAUUUUUAAGGUUUUCAAAAUCAUUGCUGUUACUGGUUUGGUGUACAAGUAGAGACAGGUGUAGAUGGGAGCAUUCUGCUGAGCUCCAACAUGCAUGAGUUUUUGUUGGAAGAUUUUACUAAAUUUUUAUGCUUGAGUUAAUUCUUGAAA
Molecule: messenger RNA, 516 nt
Organism: Sesamum indicum (sesame)
Lineage: Eukaryota; Viridiplantae; Streptophyta; Magnoliopsida; Lamiales; Pedaliaceae
Biological process (GO): mitochondrial respiratory chain complex IV assembly
Cellular component (GO): respiratory chain complex
Source: RefSeq, a predicted model, not a curated record